Molecule: messenger RNA, 3439 nt
Organism: Triplophysa rosa
Lineage: Eukaryota; Metazoa; Chordata; Actinopteri; Cypriniformes; Nemacheilidae
Gene: tcerg1b
Product: transcription elongation regulator 1b (CA150)
Exons: 20
Coding region: 82-3054 (990 amino acids)
Cellular component (GO): nucleus
Molecular function (GO): transcription coregulator activity; RNA polymerase binding
Source: RefSeq, a predicted model, not a curated record
CCAAUAAUGUGAAAGGGAAGUGGGAGGAAAUUUGGCUCACUUGCAGGAAGUAGAGCUGUUGUGUAUGUAGUUAGUAGAGUGAUGGCGGAGAACAUAGAUGGAGAGAGCGCUGGACUUGGGGAGAACAGGAUGGCGUUGCAGCAGGCCAUACGUUUCCAUGGCCCUGCUCCACCUCCCAGCACAGUGUUACUAGGACCCCCUCCAUUACUAAGACCCCCACCUCCACCAUUCGGCAUGAUGAGAGGACCCCCACCGCCCCCCAGACCCCCUUUUGGACGACCACCGUUUGAUACCAGUAUGCCUCCUAUAGCCCCACCUGGAGCCUUGCCUCCACCCAUUGGUCCCCCACACCUGCAGAGGCCACAGUUUAUGCCUCCACCCAUGGGUAACAUGCCCCCUCCUCCUGGUAUGAUCUUUCCCCCCGGAAUGCCUCCGUCACCAGCUUCUGGGGCUGCUUCGAGUUUGCCCAGUGAUGAAAUCUGGGUAGAGAACACCACGCCAGAAGGAAAGGUGUAUUACUACAACGCCCGAACACGACAGUCGGCCUGGACCAAACCAGAGGGAGUAAAGAUCAUCCAACAGUCGGAGCUCCAUCCUCUGAUGGCAGGCCAGUCUGGAGGCACCUCGGCAUCUCCGAACACCACUGUAGCUAGCAGCAGCACAACUGUGCCUGGCUCAGUGUCAGCUCAGAGCCUAUCCCCCAACCACACCCUCAGUACCAGCCCUAGCACCAGCCCGACCCCUGUUGGUUCCCAGCCAUCCACCACGUCUAAUGUUUCUGAAAUGCCUCCAGUGGCCUCCACCCCUCCUGCUAGCAUUGGUGUGACCCCUGUUGCUGUGGUCAGUGUUCCUACAGUAACAGCUACAGUCACAGCUGUGCAGACUAUGCAGCUGUUGCCUCAGAGUCUCCCUCCAGGCCUGCCCAUGGCCCAGCCACCUGCCACCAUCCCAGCAUACCCCCCAAUCAUGGUGCCACCAUUCAGAGUGCCUCUACCUGGCAUGCACAUCCCACUGCCUGGUGUGCUGCCAGGCAUGGGCCCUCCUUUGGUACCCAUGAUGCACCCACAUUUGGCCAUCACUGCAACUCCUGCUUCUCUAGCUGGAGCACUUUCUCUUCCUGAAUGGACAGAGUACAAAACAGUCGAAGGAAAGACUUACUAUUACAACAAUCGCACUCUGGAGUCCACUUGGGAGAAACCACAUGAACUAAAAGAGCGGGAUAGAGAGAGUGACCGGGCUAAAGAUGGACAGAUUGGUGAUGCUUCAGAGUCUAGGGAUAUAAUUAUGAGAGGCAAAAUUGACAGUUUCGGCGAAUCCAAAGUGUUUCCCAGAGAGGAAGAUAUGACAGAAGAGGAAAAAGCAGCACAGAAAUCCAGACCUGUAGCCACAAACCCAAUUCCUGGUACUCCCUGGUGUGUGGUCUGGACUGGAGAUGAUCGUGUGUUUUUCUACAACCCAACUACAAGACUCUCCAUGUGGGACAGACCCGAGGAGCUGGUGGGCCGGUCUGAUGUGGACAAAUAUCUUCAAGAACCUCGCCACAAAAGGGGUCAAGAUGACAAGAAGAUAGGAAUCGGCAAAGAGGAGUUUGAUGCAGCAGAGGAUACACUUGAAGAUGAGCCUUCUAAGGCUAAAAAGAGAAAGAAGGACGAUGUGAAGGAGGCUGACGCAGGAAAAGAUGUGGCCGUGGAGGCCGAGCUGAAGGCCGCUCGCGAUCGAGCUCUGGUGCCCCUGGAGGCCCGAAUGAACCAGUUCAGGGACAUGCUGCUGGAGAGAGGGGUUUCAGCCUUUUCCACAUGGGACAAGGAGCUGCACAAGAUCGUAUUUGACCCGCGAUAUCUGCUGCUCAACCCUAAAGAAAGGAAACAGGUGUUUGAUCAGUAUGUGAAGACCCGUGCUGAAGAGGAGAGGAAGGAGAGGAAGAAUAAACUCACGCAGGCUAAAGAUGACUUCAAGAAGAUGAUGGAAGAUGCCAAGCUUAACAUCAGGACCACAUUCAGCGAGUUUGCGGCAAAACACGUGAAGGAUCCUCGCUUUAAAGCCAUCGAGAAGAUGAAGGACAGAGAAGCCAUGUUCACGGAGUUCAUGAUAGCGUUGAGAAAGAAGGACAAGGAAGAUUCGAAGAACAAAGUUGAGAAGGUAAAGCAGGACUUCUUCGAUUUACUGUCGGACCACCAUGUGGACACCACCCAACGCUGGAGCAAAGUAAAGGACAAGCUGGAGACCGACCAGCGCUACAAAGCCGUGGAGAGCUCUGCUGCUAGAGAAGAACUGUACAAACAGUAUGUUGAGAAACAGGCAAAGAGCGUGGAUGCUGAAAAAGAGAAGGAGCUGGAGAGGCAGGCUCGUAUUGAUGCGAGUCUGAGGGAGAGAGAGAGGGAGGUGCAGAGAGCUCGAUCUGAACAGACCAAAGAGAUCGACAGAGAGAGAGAGCAGCAUAAACGUGAGGAGGCCACCCAGCACUUCAAAGCUCUCAUGUCUGAUAUGGUCAAGUCAACGGACGCUACGUGGUCGGAAACGAGGCGCAGUCUGCGUAAGGACCACCGGUGGGAGUCGUCAUCUCUGCUGGAGAGACACGAGAAGGAGAAACUGUUUGAGGAGCAUGUGGAGGCUCUCACUAAGAGGAAGAAGGAGCAUUUCAGGCAGCUGUUAGAUGAGACCUCUAUGAUCACACUGACCACCACAUGGAAAGAAGUGAAGAAGAUCAUUAAAGAUGACCCACGCUGCAUCAAGUUCUCCAGCAGUGACCGAAAAAAACAACGGGAAUUUGAAGAUUAUAUAAAGGACAAAUACAUCACAGCCAAAGCUGACUUCAGAACGCUCUUGAAGGAAACGAAAUUCAUCACGUAUCGAUCACGGAAGCUGAUCCAGGAGUCAGACCAGUACUUCAAGGACAUUGAGAAAAUCCUCCAGAACGAUAAACGUUACCUGGUCCUAGACUGUGUCCCAGAGGAACGCCGCAAACUCAUCACGUUCUAUAUCGAGGACCUGGACCGCAGAGGACCUCCGCCACCACCAACUGCCUCAGAACCUACCCGCCGCUCUACGAAGUGAGGUCAAAGGUCUUCAGCUAGUCAGACUUCCAUUUAUCACCGCACAGUGUUAAAGACAUUGUCUAACUUUGAAACGUGUGUGUUAUCUACUGUGCGAGAUGAUUCCCUGUUCGCCCACUAAAUGUAGGCUAGCACAAUGUUGCGGUCAAUCUAUUAAAUUCGAUCAUCAGGUGGCUGCGUUUGUACAUGUCACACUUGAUACUGAAGCCUCCUGUGGUUCUGAUGUGGAUUAUCAAUGGCACUAGGCCGUUAAACAAUAAUGGGAAAGUGUGCAUCAUCCAGUACAUUAUGGUUAUGUAAAAUAUUUCUUAAAGCGGUUUGAUUUGGACGUUGCUAUAUUUCUGUAUGCGUUGGAAACUGGAAAUAAAUGCAACUUUUUUUGUUUG